This is a messenger RNA of Syzygium oleosum, 1013 nucleotides long. RefSeq lists its product as uncharacterized. Bases 370 to 864 code for a protein of 164 amino acids. The record is from RefSeq and is a predicted model, not a curated record. The transcript has 2 exons. NCBI's taxonomy places the organism in Eukaryota, Viridiplantae, Streptophyta, Magnoliopsida, Myrtales, Myrtaceae.
CAUUAAUCCAUUCAUUGAUCGACCGGCCUUAAUGGUACUCAUCUUCAUCCUUCAUUUAUCAUCAUUUUAUUUCUCAUUCUUCAAUAAUUAUUCUUUGAUUUGACCAAGUUUGAGCAAGAGGAUAGGGGAAGAUAGAAGCGUUUCCCCAUAAUCAAAGAUAGAACGAAGCUUACGCAAUGUCCUCAAACUGGACUCGUUCAAACGUGAGCAAAACCUACGCCCCAAGAAUAGCAUGGGUCGGAAUUGAACGUGCGCACUAACCGCAACUUCAACAACAAUAAUGAGAAAUGAGAAAGAAGAAACAAAGAAAAGAGAAAAUCGAUGUAGAACUGUAGUCAUGAUUUCAUUUACCAAACAAAAAUCAGAGACAUGAGAAGGCUUAGGAGAAUCACCAAGCUGUUUAUUUUCUGGGUUUUGGUCGCACUCCACGCUCAAGCUCUCUCCACAGAAAUAGGAGAUGCAGGCCACAAGCAUGCUAAAGCCGAAAAGGAGAAGCUAUCCAUUGCAAAGAUUGUCAUGGGCGCAGUUUCCCUCCUCAGAAAAUCCCAUGAAAUCUCAUGGAUCAAGAUUAAGACCAUCAUGAACAACAUGCAGCUCCAAUUCUUCCCUCCAGAUUUAGACUUGAAAAAUUGUGGAAACAGCUUUAGAAGCAGGGACGAUGCGAUUGUCGACGACCAGAAUAAUGCGGGCUCGAAAGUGAAACGUGCGGUCAAGAAGAGCUUUGGGACUAGCAAAGUGGCGGUGGAGGAAACUGCAAAAUCUGCGGCUGAAGUUGUGGGAAAAGCGGUGCGCAAAACGGCGGAGAAGGUUAAAGAAAACAUAUCCGAUGAAGAUGAAGGCGAAGAGUCAAAAUCGGAGCUUUAACGAAAAGAUUGGUCAAAUGAUGCCGUCGUAUUAGUUUCGUUUUCCUUUUUCCCCUUAAAUGUUGUACUAGUUGAUUAGUGAAUUCUUGGAUUAUCUCCUUGAACCAAAGCUGCAUUUGCAUGCAGAAGUAAUUAUGCUCUUGAUCUUAA